CAUCUUAAAUUCUGGCACGUUGAUGCAACUACAUAGGAAUCCGCUACUGAUUGCUGUAGCCUAACGCAAUAUUUAUACAAUAAAGCUCAGUUGAUAACACUUCUGACUUUAGUUCGCUAAACGAACGAAAUGGCUACACCAGAAAAAUUACAGAACCACCAAACUAAUCGAAGGAGAACAUCGUUUAUCUUCCAGUACCUUCCUGAAAUAUUGCCUGAAAAAGCUUUAUCCGAAAGAGGACGGAGAAAGGAAGUUGAAAUUUAAAACCUGCAGCGGUACACGUCCGCUCAUGGAAAGGGGAGAGUUUUUAGGAGGGGAAGUUAAGGAUAGCCCCUUUUCCUGACUGCUGACGCGGCCAGCGGCUGUAAGCAAAGUAGUGUAGUUCAAGAGUGUGGAUGUAGCUGCUUGUAACGAUGUUGUUUUGGAUUCUCUUUAUUGGAGCGAUCACCAGGAUAGACUGUUACUUUUCUGAAGAGAAAAACCCCGAAGAAUCGAAAGUGCAGCCGCCUACAGUCGUGAUUGCAAUUAUCGCAAGAAACGCUGCACAUUCGCUUCCAUACUAUCUUGGAGCUCUGGAGAGGCUUGACUAUCCCAAAAAUCGAAUCUCGAUAUGGGCUGCAACUGAUCACAACAUCGACAACACCACCGCGGUUCUGCGGGAGUGGCUGACCAUCAUGCAGAGGUUCUACCACUACGUGGAGUGGAGGCCCAUGGACAAACCCACGUCGUACCCCGGGGAACUGGGCCCCAAACACUGGACCAACGGCAGGUACGAGUACGUCAUGAAGCUCAAGCAGGCGGCGCUCAACUUCGCCAAGAGACGCUGGGCUGACUACAUCUUGUAUGCAGACACGGACAACAUCCUGACCAACCCAAAAACACUCAGCCUCAUGGUGGCAGAAAACAGGUCUGUUAUCGCGCCCAUGAUGGACUCCCAGACGGCAUACUCCAACUACUGGUGUGGCAUCACCCCUCAGGGAUACUACCGGCGCACUGCCGAGUACUUCCCCACCAAGCACCGGCAUCGCCUCGGCUGCUACCCUGUUCCCAUGGUGCACUCCACCAUGCUGCUGGACCUGCGCAAGCAGGGCACCAAGAAGCUGGCCUUCCACCCUCCCCACAAAGACUACUCCUGGCCUUUUGACGACAUCAUCGUCUUUGCCUUCUCCUGCCGCGUCUCAGAGGUGCAGAUGUAUCUGUGCAACAAAGAGCGCUACGGCUACGCGAAUGUUCCUACGAAGCCCCACCAGACCAUCGAGGACGACCGGAUCAACUUUGUUCAUCUGCAGCUGGAGUCCAUGAUUGAUGGGCCACCCAUGCACCCCUCACGGUAUUCACAUUUACUGCCCAAACAAAGAGACCUCAUGGGCUUUGAUGAGAUAUACCUGAUCAAUCUGCGGCGCCGUCCAGACAGACAGGAGAGGAUGCUGCGCUCUCUCAACGAGCUGGAGAUCGACGUGAAGGUGGUGGACGCUGUGGACGGAGGAGCUCUUAACAGCAGUGAGAUCAAGCUCUUGGGUGUGGACCUCCUGCCCGGAUACUUCGACCCUUUCUCCGGCCGCACCCUGACCAAGGGAGAGGUGGGCUGCUUCCUCAGCCACUACUUCAUCUGGAAGGAGAUAGUGGACAUGCAGCUGGACACGGCGCUGGUAUUCGAGGACGACAUACGUUUCCAGGGCAACUUCAAGCGGCGGCUCCUGCGCCUGAUGGACGAGGUGGCGAAGGUGGAGCUGGACUGGGACAUCAUAUACCUGGGUCGGAAGCAGGUGAAGCCGGGCGACGAGGUGGUGGUGGAGAACGUGCGGAAUCUGGUGGUGGCGGACUACUCCUAUUGGACGCUUUCCUACAUGAUCUCUCAGCAAGGGGCGCAGAAACUGCUCAACGCUGAACCUCUCUCCAAGAUGCUGCCGGUAGACGAGUUCCUGCCCAUCAUGUACGACAAACACUCAAAUGAGGAGUAUAAGGCCCAUUUCCAAAACCGGAAUCUGCAGGCGUACUCAACGCACCCUCUGCUGGUGCAGCCGUGCCACUACGCCGGAGACCCGGAGUGGGUGAGCGACACCGAGACCUCCACCAUCUGGGACGACGACUCCGUGCGGACGGACUGGCGCGGCUCCUUCAAGACCCUGAAGGGCUCCUCCCCGCCCGCGGGGCUGCAUAGCGCCUACCGCGACGAGCUCUAACCCCGCGAGGCGCGGGGAAACGGACAAACGUCUGCAUACUUCAGCGUCAGCAGGCACUGCAUUCCUUCCACUAACGCCAGUGCUGGGGGGUCUGGAGGGUAGGAGUCCCGCACCUGCUCUCCAGCGCAGCCUAGAAGCUCCUGACCUCCCCCUCUCACUCUCAUUGGUGUGAGGUGUGAGCACAGGCCUCAGGUGCUGGAGAUCAGUGCACCUGGAAUCAAGAGCCCCAUCUCCCGGGGGGAAAGCGUGUGUGACGUCUGUGCGUGUCUCUGCGCACAGGGGACUGCUUUUCUGUUGUUUGUGCUGAUUGUUUGUGCUGUGUGUGUCUCUCCUGCUUCCUGGCCUCCUUCCCGAGUGUAUCGCACACACACUCUCUGUGAGUUUCCUUCUCAUGGGUCACCAGCCAUCUUUUGUGUCAAACACUUACAUUCACACUGGUGAAUCCACUCAUUUUGCAUCGUUAAAGGAAAGGGACUCGCAGUUCAAUCGAUAUUUACAAUGAUUAUAAUUGACCGGUGGCAUUUGUAAAUCUGGCUGAGCAGGGUGAGGUCUGCCUCCAGGACUAGAAAGGCUUACAUCUGCUACCUUGAAGGGAAGCCAACUGGUGCCUGCUUUUAAAAGCAAUAAAGACUUAAUUGUGAUCACAAUCAAGCUGCAUUCUGCAUGUUUCUGCACUCUAUGGCUUUUUUAAUAUGAACAGUACCUCUAAUCCCCUCUGCUUGCAGUUCAGUUAAAGCAUUGUUUGUUUAUGCUGUUAUGCUUGUUGCUAGGCAGUUGGUAUUAGUCGGCUUGGCAGUAGCAGUAUCUUUAGUAUCUUUAUUUAUUUCAGUAGCCCUUGCAGCUUAAGUGUCAAAUCGUGAGUUUUAUUGUACCAAGUGUGACCAGAAAUACAAUCCCAUAAAAAUAGGUUCAAUGAUCAUUUUCUUUACUAGCUUUACUAGAACAUAUCAUUUUGUGAAUUCAUGAAGAUUUUAUGCAUUUUAAAAGCGUUUCCAUUUUUGAAUGGAAAGAGCAAUGGCUAUUUUUAUUUGCCGGGGUGACUAUACACAAAUAAACUUGGGCGCAACUUUUCUGCUUGUGUUGGUAACUUGCACAAUUACACGGAGUGAUUAAAGAGUGGAAAAUGUCAAGCUGCCACUGAUCCUUAAUCAUCCGUGCUCUAGACCUGUGGAUGAUCUCCCUGGACUAGCGUAUAGCUAUGUAAGCAAUCAAUUAUUAUAUAUUUUCUAUAAUAAUAAUGUAUUGCAUUUUUAUAGCUGUAUGUAGCCCCUGUAGAAUACUGAAAUUGUAAUAUUGUAAAAUGUGCAUUUCAUUAUAUGAUUUUAUUGUAUACUGUUCAUUAUGAGCUACAUACAAGCUAUGAAACAUAGUGCUUGCUGUGUGCAUCAGUGUUGCAUGCUUUGUACUAUGUUUGUCAUAACUUGCCUCAACAUUAUUGCAAAACUUGCAAAAGUAAAAGUGCACUAGGUUCAAUGUC
Conger conger (European conger) is the source of this 3660-nucleotide messenger RNA. It is a transcript of the gene cercam, whose product is annotated as cerebral endothelial cell adhesion molecule. The coding region runs from base 414 to 2183 and encodes 589 amino acids. Lineage: Eukaryota; Metazoa; Chordata; Actinopteri; Anguilliformes; Congridae. The transcript has 12 exons. The record is from RefSeq and is a predicted model, not a curated record.